UCUAGGCGGCGGCCCGGAAGUGCGUGCGCGCCGGGAAGAUGGCGGCUGCGGCUGGCCCGCUGAGGGAACUGUGCCGCUUCUGCCGCGUGCUGCUCUUCCUGUCACAAUUCUACGUCUUGUCGGGCGGUGGAUCCUUAAAUUUAGAGCAUUCGCAGCCGCUGGCUCAGUCAAUAAGGGAUCCGGGCCCAACACGUACUUUCACAGUAGUUCCCAGGGCAGCAGAAAGUACCGAUAUCCCACCUUAUGUGAUGAAGUGCCCAAGCAAUGGUUUGUGUAGCAGACUCCCUGCAGACUGUGUAGAAUGCAAGACAAAUUUCUCCUGUGUCUAUGGGAAGCCUGCCACUUUUGACUGCACAGUCAAACCUUCCAUUACCUGUGUUGAUCAAGACUUGAAAUAUCAAAAGAGCUUUGUCAUCAACAUGACUUGCAGAUUUUGCUGGCAGCUUCCGGAAACCGAUUAUGAGUGCUCCAAUUCCACGAGCUGCAUGGCGGUGUCGUGUCCUCGGCAGCGGUACACUGCCAACUGCACAGUGCGGGACCACGUUCAUUGCUUGGGUAACCGUACUUUUCCAAAAAUGCUGUACUGCAAUUGGACUGGAGGCUAUAAGUGGUCUACUGCUCUGGCUCUCAGGCAGGCUGGCCUCUGGCCUCAAACAGAUGGUGACUUGGGUCUCCGAUGUGCCUGCGGUCACCACACCAGGCGCGGAGCUGCAGGACUGAGUGUCCCUGCUGACUCACAGCGGAACCCCCACUUACUGAAGCCCCCUCAGCCUAAGGCCGCCAGGAUCACAGUCGCCUGGACAGACGUGAACAUUGGGGUGUAACAGUCACACAGUGGAGGACUCUAACCCCGCGUGCAGCUCAGUGAUUUGAGAACGGAGACUCUUGUGUCCCCACCGCCAGAUCUACAAGGAGAGCAUUCCAGCAGCCAGAGGGUCCCGGCGCCCCUUACUCUCUACCUGACGUCUGUCACCAAAGGUGAACUUUUUCACCCUGCAUUUUCCCUAAAUGUAUUAUCAAUGGAUUCCCGCACCAGUCUUCACUUUGGAUGGCUUCAUGGGUUCACAGAGUUUUGGAAAUAGUCAUACUUUGUUUAACCAGUAACCUGGGGCUGGACCUUUAGGGGUUAGUUCUACGAUUUCUGCCAAGGAGAAUGGAAUGGUUCUGGGCGAGGACCUGCUAAAGGCACCGUUACCUGCGGCCUACCUCCUGGAAACAGCCGGAUGCCUUCCCCCCAGCCCUGGACUUUUGGGGGGAACUUUACGGGGCAACCAGACAGCCCUGGUUAUGAGUAGAGAGGGGCCCCUUGGCCAAGUGGGUUGACCCAGAAGAAUUUAUUUCUCUGUCACCAUUCGAACAUCUGUGUCAUUGAACCGCAGGCCCCAGAGGCGGAACACAUGCGUUUACAUUGCAUCUUGCUGCUCCCGCUUUUCCGCGCCAAGGAGUGGAUGGCAUUGGCCACCGGCCUGUGUCAUUGUCACAUCACUGAAGCUGAAACGUACUUUGUAACUAGGGAGCAUCAGCUUGGUCUGUGGACCGUCAUGGUCAGAUAGAUCGAAGUGUUUCCUAGGAGGUGUCCUCUCAUUUGUCCACAGUAAUCCAAGAGGAUGAAGGGAAGGGAAAGAGAGCUCCUGAAGAAGAGGGAGGAAGAGGGGACCUGGCAUGAGGAGGAGGAGACCACUGGCCUUAUUUUGCCAGGAGGGUUUGUGGUCAUAUAGCACCAUGUUAGGUUUACAAAUAAUGACACCAGCGGCCACUGGUGCUCAAACACAGGAUGCAGACUCUCUGCCUGCAAGUUAUUUUUUCUAAGGAAAAUGAAACUCCAAAAAUAUUUGCACUGACUUUUAAGAAAACGUUUCUGUUCGCGUCACCCAUUUUUAGCUACAUUCCUCAUUUGUAGUCGAGUUUGGAUUCUUCUUUUUAAAGUUUAAAUAGGAAUGGAAGCCAUCCACUAAAGUCGAGGCCAAGAUUAGAGAAAACAUCUUGUAAAUGGAAGGAAGACACUAAAUGGGAAGACAGCCCCUCUCCUCAUUUAAAUGGCAUCCCAGGCAGCCCCUCAGGAGGACCCCUCCUGAUCACCUGCCCCCCACCAUGGGCAGGAAUGGAGGGUGCAGUCUCAGGGCUGCUGUCUUUGAGACACAGGGCCCCGAUGCCUGGCAGGGCCAGGGGAUCCCUCCAGGAUGGGAUGCGAACAUCUCACCGGCUGGCGUGUUCCCCGGGGCAGCAGUGGUAGGUGACAGAGAGCCUGCCGAUUUCCAUCCUGACCCCAGGCCUUGCAGACUUGCGAGAAGGGCGCCAGCUGGCAGACACACAGAGCGAUGGGUCCCAGUUACCUUCUGGAGCUGGAAGAAGAGCAGGAGAGACUGCCUUUGGGGUCCACCGACUGGAGCAGCUGACUUGCCAGGUGGUGGCUGCACCCCUGUCCCCUGCCCGACACUGAGGGGCCACCAGCCUGCCGGAGACACCUCAGUGUGGGCACGCCUGCUGCUUCAUCCUGAGCCCAGCAGAGGCUCGCCCACGAGCCCCUCAGAGCCUUCCUUUCUGCCCAGCUGUAGGGUGGCUCCAGGGAGGGAACACGCAGAGAGGAGAGAACGGCGUGCUGGCCUGGACUCGGGAGUGGAGAGGCCGGGGCCGCAGGCUCGGCCCCUUCUGGCCAGAUACCCGCCGUCUAGUCUCUGCUCUGCGCGGGGCCAGCACCCCCUCUUGGCCGCAGACCCCACUACUUGGCCGCUUAGGGCAGCCCUCCAGCAGGCCUCCCUCUCCAGGUCCAGCCAUUUCUAACUCCCUCCUGGGUUGUGUCCGCCAGCUGGAAACACAUGGCCCCUUCUCCUUUUUCAUGUCAUCAAGACCAGUGUCAAACAAAAAAAUCUUUCUGUGACUCACUUUCCCUGCAGUUACUGCCCCACCCCCUCCUUUUGCGGGGAAAUUCCUGGAGGAGUUGUCUACACCUGCUGCCUCCAAUUCUCCUUCUGUGCUCUCUGGAAGGCACAAGUGGGUGCUGUCCUCCACGGCUGACCCACUGCUCAGUCCCGUCCACUCAUGUUCUCUCAGUGACCCGGGCCCAGCCAUCAUCCCCCCGUGCACUUUCCUCAGGGCCCUUCCCUUGUUCCGUCUCUGCCUCAUCUCCCCCGGGAGGGCCCACGAUGUCCUCAGCUUCUGGUGUUCAUCAGCACUCCCUCGCUUAGUGAGCCCAUCGGUCUCCUGGCCUUGAAUGUUACGACUCCCAAGUGUAUCUCCCACUGGCCUCUCCUUCUGCACCCACCGGGCCACUCAGCUCUCCAGCACGGAGUCCAGAAGCAGCUCGGACCCAGUGUAUCCAGAGCUGACCGUCCGGUGCCCCCACUUCUCAGCCUUAUCCAUCCCGGGAAAAGGCAGCUCCUGUUGCCCAGGCCACACGUUUGAGUCCUCUCAACUUCCCUCCUUUUGUCCCCUCUUCCCCCAAAGUCCACCCACCAUGGGACCACUGUCCCCACCACCAUUGCCACUAUGCUGGCCCUGUCGUCACCGCCUCCUGCCUAGAUUAUUGCAAAUGCUUCCACCUGGCCUCCCCACACCCCUGUGUCCCUGCAGUCUUGCCUCAGCACACAGAGCAACCCUGUCACACAGAGGCUGACUUAUCCCUUUGCUGUUCCAAGUCCCCACGGCUCCCGGCUCAUGCAUGGACAGCCACAGCCCCUGCAAUUGUGAGAGGUCAACAUGACCUGGCCCUGCUCCCCCAGUGAUGUCAUCCCCCCUGCUUGGCCUGGCUCUUCUCCACCUCAGGCCCUCGCUGUCCCCCUCAGGGCCCCUGCCUCAUUUCCUUCAGCAUUUACUCAGAUUCCGCCAUCUUGGAGGCCCCCACAUGACCAUCCCCAACAACCUAUUUAAUUGCAACUUCCCGUCUUCUCCCUGCUUCAUUUUCCUCUUUAUCCUCUCCCUUUCUCUGUAUUUUUUGUGUGUGUCCUGUUUGGUUUGCCUCUCCCAUUCAAGUGUCCAGAAUGUCCACUCCACAAAAACAGGGCACCGUGUCUGUGUGUCCAUUCCUACAUCCCCAGGGCCCAGCUUGGAGCCGACACAAAGCUGGCUCUUGUGGCGAGUGAAGGAACAACUCAGACAGCUAUCCCACGCAGCAUCGCUGGCCCUCACCCUGCCCAGUGAUCGCUGCACAUUUUAGCGGCUCCAUCUGGACACUUACUGGGCACCAAACAUGGAAGGGCACAGGUUAGCCCCAGGCAGGUCUAUGGAAGGAGGAGCCACAGAGCAGAGUGUGCAGAGCUCAGGCACGCAGAACCAUUCGAAAUGAAGUCAUGAGGCAGGCCAGUUCGCAUCAAAGAGGAGAGAACUGGUGAAAUGAUGGAUGGCCGGCCCAAUGUCAAAGACACUGCACUCACAGGGACCUUGGGGACAGCCGUGUGGCCCUCGGGGUUUGCAGGGCUGACCCUCUCCAUGGGAUGCAGAAGUCAAACAGGAAGUGAAGGACGAAACAGUCCAGGAGUGGCCGAGCUGGGACUGCGGUCCUCUGGCACUGGCUAUGCACGCUGGCAAGUCACCCGCCUCUCUGUACCUCAGUUUCCUCAUCUGUAAACUGGGGUACUCGUGAUGUUUAUCUCAUAUGAUUGCUGUGAGCAUUAAGUGAGUAUAGAUAGGUAUAUGCAUACAUGUAUCUGCAUACACUCUGUAUGUAUACUGCACUGUAGACACAUAUUUGCAUCUGUAUCUAUAUCUGUCUACCUCUGGUUUAGAACAAUGCCUGGCACGUAGUAAACGCCAUAGAAGUACUUGCUCUUCAUAUUGUGCAAGCUUAUAAAAUUAUGCUCCAAACUAAUUAACAAUAGAUUCCUUCAUCUUUCAUUCUAAGAAGCUCACAGUUGCAUAUAGGUAGUUUUUUUCAAAAUAUAGGACAAA
This is a messenger RNA of Hipposideros armiger (great roundleaf bat), 4884 nucleotides long. RefSeq names its product TM2 domain containing 3 (gene TM2D3). The record is from RefSeq and is a predicted model, not a curated record. Bases 39 to 824 code for a protein of 261 amino acids. The transcript is spliced from 7 exons. NCBI's taxonomy places the organism in Eukaryota, Metazoa, Chordata, Mammalia, Chiroptera, Hipposideridae.